Molecule: messenger RNA, 1885 nt
Organism: Physella acuta
Lineage: Eukaryota; Metazoa; Mollusca; Gastropoda; Physidae
Product: copine-3
Biological process (GO): cellular response to calcium ion
Cellular component (GO): plasma membrane
Molecular function (GO): calcium-dependent phospholipid binding
Source: RefSeq, a predicted model, not a curated record
CAGAACUCAGGUUGUUCAAGUGUGUUCGUUCCACAAACCUUGGCAAAAUUGCAUUAGACAAGUGGCUGAGAAAAGGUCAAGACACACGCACGAUUAAGAGAAAGAGCGGCAACAAAAAAGAUAUUACCAGAUUUACUUCUGAUAUCGGAAUGGCACUUACCAUACCUGGAACAGGACCAACACAACUUGUUCAGAAGAUUGAAUUAAGAAUCUCCUGCAUGAAUCUACCCAACAGGGAUUUGACUUCUCUAUCCGACCCAUGUGCAGUCUUCUACGUGAAACACAAAGAUAAAUACAAGGAGUAUGACAGAACAGAGCAAGCUAAAAAUACACUGGAUCCAAAGUUUUCAAAACCUAUUACCAUAGACUAUUUCUUUGAAAUGGUACAGUACGUAAGAGUGAGGAUUUAUGAUUUAGAUAAUUCUUCCAAAAAAGUUGAUGAUGAUGAUUUUCUUGGACAGAUAGAAUGUACGCUGGGCCAGAUUGUAACUAAAAGCCCUUUUACAAAAAUAAUGCUUCGAAAACAUGGAAAAGAAAUUCCCAACUGUACUAUUAGUAUAAAUGCUUUUGAAAUCAAAGAAGGGGAUGAUUUAUUGAUGUUUCAAUUCUCAGCAAAGAAACUUUCAAAUAAGGACCUAUUGAGCAAGUCCGAUCCAUUUCUGGAAAUUUCUCAACCUGUUUCUGAUGGAAGUUGGCAAAUUGCUCACCGCACAGAAGUGAUAAAAAAUAACCUGAACCCUGAAUGGCGUCCAUUUACUUUACGAAUGAAGUCUAUUUGUAAUGGUGAUAUGACAAGACCAAUCCGAUUCACUGUCUUUGACUUUGAUAAAAAUGGCUCUCAUGAUCUGAUUGGAAGUUUUGAGUCAACCUUGAGUGAGAUAAUCAAAGCUAAAGACCAUGCAGUCUCCUGGCCUUGUGUUAAUGAGAGCAAGAGAGGGAAGAAAAAAGGUUAUACAGAUUCUGGCACAGUGGUCCUCAACACUUUAAAAAUUUAUAGAGAACACACUUUUCUAGAUUAUAUUUUUGGAGGUUUGCAAAUAAAUUUGACGAUUGGAGUUGAUUUUACUGCUUCCAAUGGCUUCCCACAUAUGCGAGGCUCUCUUCAUUUCCUUGACCCUGAGUAUCCCAAUGAGUACAUGAAAGCUAUUCGAUCUGUGGGGACAGUCCUUCAAGAUUAUGACUGGGAUAAAAUGUUUCCAGCACUGGGCUUUGGAGCAGUUGUCCCCCCAUCAGAUGAUGUUUCUUUUGAAUUUCCCUUAAACCUCAACCCCCAAAAUCCUUACUGUGCAGGAAUUGAUGGUGUCAUAGAUGCUUAUCUCAGUUGUAUUAGACAGGUUCAGCUGAGAGGACCAACCAAUGUUGCCCCAAUUAUUAAACAUGUGGCCAGAUUUGCUGAAGAUUCUCAAGCCAAAGAAACAGAAAGAGAUGGGGCCACAAUGUAUUUUAUCUUGCUGUUACUAACUGAUGGAGAUUUGACUGACAUGGAUGAUGUUAAAAAUGAAAUAGUGCGCGCCUCUUCUUUGCCAAUGUCAAUAAUUAUAGUAGGGAUUGGUCAGGCAGAUUUUCGUCUAAUGGAGAAGUUGGAUGGUGAUGAUGGUGUACUUAAGUCAACUAAAGGUGUGCCCACUGAAAGAGAUAUUGUUCAGUUUGUACCCAUGAGGAACUUUCAAAAUAGUGGUGGAGCUGAGCUUUCCAACCAUGUACUAGCAGAAAUACCCAAGCAAGUUACUAGCUAUUUUAACAAGAGGCAUCUCCCACCCAGACAUAUGCAGGCACCUAUGUAGCUUAUUUUUUGUAAGGUUUUGUUGUAUAAGCUUAUCUUGUCCCUUGGGUAAUUAAAUUAUUUUUUUGUUACAUUUUAAAUAGACUAUAUUUUAGCACUAUU